Messenger RNA from Oenanthe melanoleuca, 3759 nucleotides. RefSeq names its product LIM homeobox 1 (gene LHX1). Gene Ontology annotation, molecular function: RNA polymerase II transcription regulatory region sequence-specific DNA binding; DNA-binding transcription factor activity, RNA polymerase II-specific. Gene Ontology annotation, cellular component: nucleus. The record is from RefSeq and is a predicted model, not a curated record. The transcript is spliced from 5 exons. NCBI's taxonomy places the organism in Eukaryota, Metazoa, Chordata, Aves, Passeriformes, Muscicapidae. Gene Ontology annotation, biological process: regulation of transcription by RNA polymerase II; neuron differentiation. Bases 1023 to 2243 code for a protein of 406 amino acids.
CAUGCAGAGCCCGUGCGCGGCCGGACGGCGGGGCCGCCCCUCUGCCCCGCGCCCUCCGCCCGGCCCGCCCCGCGCUCCGCUCCGCGCCGCGCUCCGCCGGGCCAUGCCACGCUCGCCGGGGACACGGGCGGCCGCCGCGGGUAGCGAUGCGCGGGGGUAGGUAGGACGGACUGACGGACGGACGGACGGACGGACGGACGGACGGUGCCGCCGAGACGUCGAGGGAGAGAGAAAGAGAGAGAGAGAGAGAGAAAAAAGGAGAGUGAGCGGCGGAGCAGCGAGGAGCGGCGGAGCGUGUCCCCGGCCCCGCGUGUCCCCAUCCCCGCAGCAGGACGCGCAGGGCGAUGUCGCCGCGGCAGCAGCCACAGCCCGUGUGACCGCCACCGCCUCUCCAUGUCCCGGCUCGUUAUUUAUUAUUAUUAUUAUUAUUAUUGUUAUUAUAUUUUUUCCUUCUUUGAUUUCUCAUUGGGAAAAGCACUUUGACUCCUGACUGCUCUACCUCAGACCUUAGAAAAACUCAUCACGCUCGCUUUUUGGCGAUUUUAUUUUGAAUUUUUUAAUUUUUAUUUUUCUGAGCGCCGAUCUUUAUAGCUGUUAUUGAUUUAUUGUUACUAUUAUUAUUACUAUUAUUACUAUUAUUAUUCGUGUGGUUGGUAGCGGCCGGGAUUCUGCGGCUGUGUCGAAGCGCUGGGCAGUGGGGGGUUCUUCUGUGUACCCCUCCUAGGACACUCGAACGAAGAUUUUUCUUCUUCCUCCCUUUCUUUUUCUCCUCCUUCAAUUCUCCAAGGCUUUUAAAACAUACAUACACACACAAAAAAAAACAAGAAAAAAAAAAAAAAAGAGAAAACAAAACAAAAUCAAACCUUCGCCGGUGUUGUCGUCUUUCUGAAAAGAAAAAAAAAAAAAAAAAAAAAAAAGAAAGAAAGAAAAAAGAAAAGAAAAGAAAAAAAGAAUUGUUGUUUUUAUUUUUUUUUCCUUGAUACCUGGGAAACCGCUGCCCCCCUCAGAACUAACCAAAGACAAUGGUUCACUGUGCAGGCUGCAAAAGGCCGAUCUUGGACCGGUUUUUGUUGAAUGUACUGGACAGGGCUUGGCAUGUGAAGUGUGUUCAGUGCUGUGAAUGUAAAUGCAAUUUGACAGAGAAAUGCUUUUCGCGAGAAGGCAAGCUUUACUGCAAAAACGACUUCUUUCGGUGUUUCGGGACCAAGUGCGCGGGCUGCGCCCAGGGCAUCUCCCCCAGCGACCUGGUCCGCAGGGCGCGGAGCAAAGUGUUCCACUUGAACUGUUUUACGUGUAUGAUGUGUAACAAGCAACUCUCCACCGGCGAGGAGCUCUACAUCAUAGACGAGAACAAGUUUGUCUGCAAAGAAGAUUACCUAAAUAACAGCAAUACUGCCAAAGAAAACAGCCUGCAUUCAGCCACCACCGGCAGUGACCCCAGCCUGUCCCCCGACUCUCAAGACCCCUCCCAGGACGACGCCAAGGACUCGGAAAGCGCCAACGUGUCCGACAAGGAGACGGGCAGCAACGAAAACGACGACCAGAACCUGGGGGCUAAACGGCGGGGACCCCGCACCACCAUCAAAGCCAAACAGCUAGAGACUCUGAAAGCCGCCUUCGCGGCCACCCCAAAACCCACCCGGCACAUCAGGGAGCAGCUGGCACAGGAGACCGGCCUCAACAUGCGGGUCAUCCAGGUUUGGUUCCAGAACCGGCGCUCCAAGGAGCGGCGGAUGAAGCAGCUGAGCGCGCUGGGCGCUCGGAGACACGCGUUCUUCCGCAGCCCGCGCAGGAUGCGGCCGCUCGUGGACCGGCUGGAGCCCGGCGAGCUCAUCCCCAACGGGCCCUUCUCCUUCUACGGAGAUUAUCAGAGCGAGUAUUACGGCCCUGGAAGCAAUUACGAUUUCUUCCCGCAAGGACCGCCUUCGUCCCAAGCGCAGACCCCCGUGGAUCUCCCGUUCGUGCCCUCCUCGGGGCCGUCAGGGACCCCGCUGGGGGCCAUGGACCACCCCCUGCCCGGACAUCACCCCUCGAGUGAGGCUCAGCGCUUCACCGACAUCAUGUCGCACCCCCCGGGGGACUCGCCCAGCCCCGAACCCAACCUGCCCGGGUCCUUGCACUCCAUGUCCGCCGAAGUUUUUGGCCCCAGCCCCCCAUUUUCGUCGAUAUCCGUCAACGGUGGUGCUAACUACGGCAAUCACUUGUCCCACCCUCCAGAGAUGAACGAAGCAGCUGUGUGGUAGCUUUAAAACAAACUGGGUCUAAGUAAGUGAUGAUCAUCUAGUCUGCUUAUUGUUAUGGUGUACAGAAAUGAAUUCAUAUAACAUCUCUCCCGCCCUAAGACAAUUUUACCUUGGGAACGAACUGAAUCCAAUCGCUCCAAGGCAAGCUUUGCUCUAGACCAGGACAAUCUCCAUGUUAUGGUUGUAUCAAACAAGCGAGGGGACUUUUUUGUACCAUUGACAAAGAAACUGGGGAAGCUGUACAGUAAAAGUGCUGCCAUUCCGUAGGAUGGCGUAAGUUUGAUUACCCUGUUGGAUGUCAUCCUAAGAGCCACAAUCCUUAGAAACUUCUCGUUUAAAAAAACAGAACAAAAAAAAAAUUUAAAAAAUAAUUGAAUGAAGGAGAGGUCAAAGAAAAGGGGAAAAAAAAAGCUUCAAGAACUCUCUAUAGCGUUCCUGGUUAAGGAUGGUUCUGGCAUUAUGAAUCUGUUUGUUCAUUUUUGUCUCUCAGAAAGUUCGACAACAAGAAACUCUUUUUAGCUUCAGCCAUUUCAGCCUGCUGACGAUCAGGUGGGACAACUUUUCCUUUUUCCUUUCUUUUUUUUUUUCUUUUCUGUUUUGUUUCGGUUGUUUUGGUUCGUUUUUGUUUGUUUUUUUUUUUUCCUUUCCAAAAAUAGCAAAUACUAAAUGUUAAGCCCUCAGCACCAACUCUUCUACCUUCACAAAGCUACACGUACAAAACCUCCUCAUCAUAGCAAAGGUCACCACCCAGACCUCUAACGAAAAUGACUUGAAAUAACAAACAAACAAACAAAAAGUAUUCUACCUUCACAGAGAGAGAAAAGCUAAACAAAAAGACUCUAUUGAACUAAAAACAGUCAACUGUUUACGUCUAAUGUUAAAUUCAGGAGCUCAAUGUUUUACUAGUAAAUCCUGUUUUAGAAAAACCUCUUGUUCAAAAGCAAAAGAUUUUGAGCAGCCAACCAAAAUAGUUCAUUUUCUUUUCUGUAGAUGUUCUAACAGAUUGCAGGGCUUGUGGUUCACUGUGCUAGUUUGUAAAAGGUGUUGUUUACAGAAGGCAAAGAAAAAAAAAAAAACCCACAAAACCCAGACAGUUGCCAAAUAAAGUAAAUAUAUAGCACAAAUACUGUAAGGUGCUUUGCACCAGCAACCCAAGAAGGUGUUAAAAAAGUGUUACAAGGUUAAAAAGAAAAAAAAAAAAAAAGACAAACAAACAUCUUUGCUAAUUUUUAGUCCUGUUGAACAUUCAUGGAAUUGUUAAUAUGACUUAUAUAGACCCACACAGGUUUUAUUUUUGUGUCUUUAAAAUAAAAGUCCAAAAUAUUUAAAUUUUAUGGUCAAAUAUGCAGUCAACAGCUGCUACUUUUUUCUUUAUAUAUUAAAUUUCUCAUAUGUCUUUUAUUGUUCUAAUGAACCUAAGCUUGUGUGACCUCCAGUGCAUAUUAGACCAUUCACUGUAUGAAAGAAAACAUGUUGGAUAAAAUUUGUGCGUUUUUAAUAAAAUUAGAAAAUCUGA